Molecule: messenger RNA, 726 nt
Organism: Selaginella moellendorffii
Lineage: Eukaryota; Viridiplantae; Streptophyta; Lycopodiopsida; Selaginellales; Selaginellaceae
Product: pectin acetylesterase 12-like
Exons: 6
Coding region: 1-726 (241 amino acids)
Molecular function (GO): hydrolase activity
Source: RefSeq, a predicted model, not a curated record
AUGACGAGGGUAUACAAGCGCACUUCCCUCUUGGUUUCUCUCGGCUUUGGCCAUGACUUUGUUGUGGAUGAUGGUUUCUCUUUUCUCGUUCGCCCCGGCACUUUCGGUUCCUUCUCUGGAUGCGAAUCCCCUCGACGAGGACACGGCUCAGCAUGUCCAGAUAACGGUGGCGGAUGGUGCCAAUCGCUGGAAGCUUGCGCUAACCGAGCCCAGAGCUUCUUUGGAAGCUCCAAGUACAUGAAGCCCUUUGUAAAGUUUGAUGGCCUGCUUAGCAGCUCGGUCCAAGUGAAUCCCGAAUUUUUCAACUGGACUCAUGUUCUAGUGAGGUACUGCGACGGGGCAUCCUUUAGCGCCAAUGUUAGCGACACACUCGCAGCUCCUUCUGGAAAGGUUUUGUAUUUUAGAGGGAAGAGGAUUUUCGAGGCUGUGAUUGAGGAACUCAAAUUAUAUAGAGGGUUGAGCGACGCUAACCAGGUUCUUCUGUCCGGUUGUUCUGCCGGAGGGCUGGCCGCGAUCCAUCGAUGCAACGACAUGUGUUAUUUUCCACAAGUCAUGAAAGAUUACGUCAAGCCUCCGCUCUUCAUUCUCAAUGCUGCUUACGACUUCUGGCAAUCCCCAGCUCAGGCCGUGGGCGAUUGGUACUUUCAGAGAAAUGGUGAAGCUGGGCAACAAGCCAUAGAUUGCGCCUAUCCUUGCAAUCCAACUUGCGUAUCUAUCUUUGAUUAG